Ostertagia ostertagi is the source of this 648-nucleotide messenger RNA. Lineage: Eukaryota; Metazoa; Nematoda; Chromadorea; Rhabditida; Trichostrongylidae. The record is from the annotation of a GenBank genome assembly.
AUGUUUCUAAUGAUCAGAAAGUCAGAAAAUCAGAAAGAAAUUGCGGCGAUAGAUGAUCUGUCCAAACUCCCCAAGGAUGAGGAAGAGGGGAACAAGGAUAUUGUUGAUGCCGCCAUCCGUGUUGUCGAGGUACUUAAGAAGAAUAAAUAUCGUGCCAAGGUAUCCAAGAAAAACCGACUUGCGUUCCCGAAGAUGAAAUUUUAUCGUUGUCUCCGUCGAAUGACAAGACUCCGCGUGGCUGAUGCUGCUUCUGUGUUCAUGGCUGCAAUUGUGAGAUAUUUGGUGGAAGAGGUUUUUAGCCUCGCCCACGAUUGUAUGGUUCGUCAGAAGCGCAAGAGAAUAACUCCUCAACACAUUGGCAUGGGAGUGCGCAUUGAUGAUGAACUCAAAAACCGCCAACGUGAUGCAAUGCUCGCUGGUAGACCCGUACAGACAGUAAUUGAAGAAGUGGAACCGCUUAUGCAACGGUCGGCAUCGAGGAUAUCUUGCGUACGAGAACUGCCCGAUUUCCAAUCGCUCGACAAACUUCGACCAAAACGAGACGAAUCUGGAGAGAAGAUUGAGCCGCCAAACUUCAACACAAUGACAGCGGAAAACAAUCAGAGUAGUACGCAAUUGGUAUUUUACCAGUUUAGCUCCGCAUCCUGA